UCAAAUCAAACAAAAUGCAAAUCAUUUGUAAACAAAUUGUGUUAAUGCUUUGGCUAAAUAAAUCAGUAUUUGGUGGAAUAACCCCGAUCUGCAUGCGUUUUGGCUCCAUGCUCUCCACCAGUUUUUCACAUUGCUGUUGGGGAACUUUAUACCACUCUUUUUGCAAAAAAAAGCAAACAGCUCGGCUUUACUUGAUGGUUUGUGACCAUCCAUCUUCCUCUUGAUGAUAUUCCAGAGGUUUUCAAUAGGGUUCAAAUAUGGAGAUUGGGCAGUGGUCUCUUUUUUUUUUUUUCCAGAGCUGUAUAUUCUCCUAUCCAUUUGCAGGCAUGAUUUUGGGAGGUGGGAAGAAGAAACCUACUUAUGCACAGCAACUCACAACAACACAGCAACAAACAGAACCUGAUCGCAAGAUCAAACCAGAGGCAACAAUGGAAUCUAUUCCUGUGGGAGAGAAAAAAAAACUGUUUUAUCUGUUUCUCUGUUAUGUGAAAAGGACAAACCUAUAGAUUUAAAUGGAAACGUACACUCUCAAAAAUAGGGGGUAUGUUUCUUAAUUAGUGAACUAAUACCCUCAAGCUAUUUAAAGGGGUUUAUUUAAUUGGUCCUUGCCAAGAUGCAUCAUAUUUAUUCAUUUUAUACAUGCUACAGGCAUUUAAGAUGUGCUGUAGAGGGUAGCACCCUUAUGAAAGGUACAGUACUUUUUAUUUUGUAUGAGUGUAACAGGUUCAGAUAAAUGUGUCUGGGCAUCAAACAGGAAACACUGGGAAGACUCUCUUCAGCAUCACGUGUCCCGUUUUUCAUUGAGAUUUUUUUUUUACGUUUACAACAAAUAAUAAUAAUAAAAAAAACCUCAUGCUGCAAACACUUCCUGUCCAUCACCUCCAAAACUUCGGUGUGUGUCUCUGCGGGCGGUUCGGUCAGUGCGCUGCGCUCUGAUGUCAUCAGGCGGCCACAGCUGGAGCGCGCGCCUCUAUAGCGCCAGUGCGUGUGAAAAACGCAUUUCUGUGCGGGAACAAACACUCAUCAUACUCAGCUUUUGUCGUGUCGGAGACUAUCAGCUUUGUUUUUGCACUUAUUUAAACGACAAUACGGAAAAAUUGCUCCUGUGUGAUUAUAGACAGUUUAGUGUCGCCGUAGUGUCUCUAGAGGAGAUGGAUAUCAGCGUGAUGCAGAUUUUUAAAGAGGAUCAGUGUCCAUCUGCGGGUGUUGAGGAGUGUUUGGUCAACUUGGACACGCUUUCCGAAGCGCCUCUGAACUCCUCAGGGAAUGAGAGCUGGCCAAGUGAGGUCGAGACCCUCUCCCCUAUUGUGCCUGUCAUCACUGCGGUCUACUCCGUGGUGUUCGUCGUUGGUCUGGUGGGAAACUGCCUGGUGAUGUAUGUCAUUAUAAGAUACACUAAGAUGAAAACAGCCACCAAUAUCUACAUCUUCAACCUGGCAGUAGCUGAUGCCCUGGUGACCACCACCAUGCCCUUUCAGAGUACAGACUAUCUGCUCAACUCAUGGCCCUUUGGAGAGGUGGUCUGCAAGGUCUUCAUCUCCAUUGACUACUACAACAUGUUCACCAGCAUCUUCACACUCACCAUGAUGAGCGUGGACCGAUAUGUGGCCGUGUGUCACCCGGUUAAGGCCCUGGAUUUCCGCACACCUGUCAAAGCCAAAAUCAUCAACAUCCUCAUCUGGGUUUUGUCCUCGGCUGCUGGCAUCCCGGCUAUGGUCCUUGGAAGUACUCAGACCAACAAUGGUACUACGGAGUGUGCUCUGCAGUUCCCUGAUCCCUAUGCCUACUGGGACACACUGAUGAAGAUCUGUGUAUUUGUCUUUGCUUUCGUGGCACCUCUGCUCAUCAUUAGCGUGUGCUACACACUGAUGGUGUUGCGAUUGAAGAGCGUUCGUCUGCUAUCAGGCUCACGUGAGAAAGACCGUAAUCUGCGGCGUAUCACGCGUCUUGUUCUAGUGGUGGUGGCUGUGUUUGUCGUGUGCUGGACGCCCAUUCACAUCUUCAUCCUGGUCAAGGCCCUGGUUCCUGACGUGCCUGAGACCACAGCCGUCAUGGGAGCAUACUUCUUCUGCGUGGCGCUCGGCUACACUAACAGCAGCCUCAACCCCAUCCUCUAUGCCUUCCUAGAUGAGAACUUCAAGCGCUGCUUCCGUGAUUUCUGCUGCUUGACUCGAAGCAAGGCAGACGGCGUAGGUGUGACACGAGUCAGGAGCACUCUCCGUGAGCACACGUGCCAGGCAGACGCCAGAGGUGAGGCAGGCCGUGGCAGAUCAGUAUGACUAGCUGUGGAGCUCUCCUCCUUCCAAGGCAUGGAAAUAUCCAAUGACCUUGGAUUGACACAGAUCACCACCACCUUCUGAGGAGGAGAGAGAUGAAGACGUGUCUUAAAGAGCCACAUCCUUCGGGAGCACAUAAAAGGAACUGUUCCAUAGUGCAGUGUCUAAAAUCAGCAUUUCAUUCUACUGAUAGUUAGCCAUAUUCAUAUUCCUAGAGUCACGCCUGUAGGAUUAUUAAUAUAUACUAACGGCUUAUCUCGAUAGUCUUAUUACACAGAAUGGCUGAAGGUUUCAGAAGAGCUUAAGAGUUUCUGGGAGGAUACUGGUGCUGUAGGGAUAAAACAGUCACCAGCUUCAGCCAAUUUGCCUGCAAAGUGACUUUUAUGUGACCAUGCACAUAUCCUGAAGAUGUUUUAAUUCAUGGACUUUGCUGAAACAUUAGUUCCUACCCAACACCCACAGCCCUUUAUAUGCCAUAUGUCCAAUAUCCGAAUGCUCCUGAGCCAGAGACCAAAGACAGUAUCCGAUAUGAGAGUCAUAGGUGAUGCUCCAUAUCUGAGCGUUACACAGCUGAAUUCUCUAUUUAAGUGCAUUAUGAAAGAAAAUGGAGUUUAAUGCAAAGGGAGUUGGAUGCAAUGGGAUUUACUUCAUAUGCAGGAACGAGAAUAAGAACUUUGUGGAUGUGUGAUCGGGGAUGACUUUUAUGAAGACUGUGAAUGAAUCAUUUGAUACAAACAUGGUAGAAUUUCACCAGUGAAACAUGAUCAUAACUUUUCAUCAGCAUCUCACCUGUGUUUGCAGAAAAAUAACCCUAACAUAUUAGACUGCUGAUUGCUGCUUUUCACUGCAUUUUGUAAAUGAUCGUGUAUAUAUAUAUAUAUAUAUAUAUAUAUAUAAAAAAAAAGCUUCUUGCUUCAUAGGGAUUUUUGCUUAAAAAAUCUAAUUUGAUAUUUAGUGAUGGCUGGAAAUAUUUGAUAUCAAAAGAGGUAUCUAGAAACCUCUCGCUGCAAAUCUUAGAUGUAAUCUUUGGACAGAGGGCUCUACAAAAUCUAAAAAAACUUGAAUCUGUAGUUACGUCAUGUAUGUUCAAUACCAUUUGGUGUCUUACUUGAAAGAGUAAGAUAAUAUUUACAUAUUUCACGGUGAAUAUUGUUGUCGGUAAAGUUCAUCUAAACAUAUGAAAUAAUCGUGGUAUUUUUUAUAUUGUCUAAAGCAGCACACUGUAAGUCAUUUUUCAUAUAUUGCCAUCUUUCUGUGUUCGGUCAUCUCUGUCUAAUGAUCAUGCAGUAUGGUAUAUUAAUGUAAGUGCUGACUGUAAAUGGGUUUGCCUUUAGAUAAUGAUUAGUGACAACAUCUGUGACCCUGCAAAAUAACCUGCUCUUAUGUACUCGUACAAUUACAGCAUAGUGCAUUUUAUUUCCCAAAAACACUGUCAGGAGAAAUGAAAUCGGAUUAUAUUUUUUAAAAUAAUCUUGUCUUGUCAUAUAUAUUUUUUUUUUUGGAGCAGUAGCUUUUUCAUUGUACUUAUU
This is a messenger RNA of Hemibagrus wyckioides, 3805 nucleotides long. It is a transcript of the gene oprk1, whose product is annotated as opioid receptor, kappa 1. Gene Ontology annotation, cellular component: neuron projection; membrane. Gene Ontology annotation, biological process: sensory perception of pain; G protein-coupled opioid receptor signaling pathway; neuropeptide signaling pathway. The coding region runs from base 936 to 2279 and encodes 447 amino acids. Lineage: Eukaryota; Metazoa; Chordata; Actinopteri; Siluriformes; Bagridae. Gene Ontology annotation, molecular function: dynorphin receptor activity; neuropeptide binding. The transcript has 4 exons. The record is from RefSeq and is a predicted model, not a curated record.